Messenger RNA from Terrapene triunguis (Three-toed box turtle), 2665 nucleotides. RefSeq names its product zinc finger protein 497-like. Gene Ontology annotation, biological process: regulation of transcription by RNA polymerase II. Gene Ontology annotation, cellular component: nucleus. Gene Ontology annotation, molecular function: DNA-binding transcription factor activity, RNA polymerase II-specific; RNA polymerase II cis-regulatory region sequence-specific DNA binding. The coding region runs from base 407 to 2164 and encodes 585 amino acids. The record is from RefSeq and is a predicted model, not a curated record. Lineage: Eukaryota; Metazoa; Chordata; Testudines; Emydidae. The transcript has 5 exons.
GGGGAGAAGCAGGAAGUGAUCUGAAAUGGGGACGCAAUAACCCAGGGACCUUCCUGUGCCAGCCCCCCUGGGCUCGCCUCGGAGUCACUCCCUGCAGCCUGUGUGGAAAGGGGCUGAAUCCCCGUCUGCAGCCCCAGGGCCCCGGAGGGAAUCGCCCUGGCCGAAGCGAUUUGCACCGGCUGUCCGGUCCGCAUGAAGAGGGGAGUGAUGGAGGGCAGGAUCUCCUGCCCUGGCUCCUUAUGCCUGGCUUCCAGGUGCCGGUGACGUUCAAGGAGGUGGCCGUGUGCUUCCGCAAGGAAGAGUGGGGUGACCUGGACGAAGGGCAGAGGCAGCUCUACGGAGCAACUUCCACAAACAUUAUGAGACUCUGACUUUGCUGGCAGGAUUCCCCGUCCCUGACCCGGCCAUGACCUCCCGGAUGGAGCGAGGGGAAGAGCCGAGGGUCCCGGAUCUCCAGAGCGCCGAGAAAAAGGAGAUCCUGAGAGGUGCCCGCACAGCAGGUGCCGGGACGAUGAGUGAGAACGAAGAGGAAAAUCACCAGCGGGAAGGGCCUAUGGGAGCGAAGCCACACGGGACGUCCCAGAGCCUCGAGCAGGGAGAGACCGUCGAGAGCCAGAGUGGGGCAGGGCUGGGACAGGGGAAGGCCCAGGCUAAAUCUGCACCCCAGGCACGGCACAGGCGGGUGGGCCGUGUCAUCUGUGGCGAUUGCGGGAAGAGCUUUGUGAAGAACUAUGACCUCUUCAAGCACCAGCGGGUCCACACAGGAGAGAAACCUUACAGCUGCCCUGACUGCGGGAGGAGCUUCGCCUUCCACUCCACCCUCAGCAAACACCAGCACAUCCACACCGGCGCCAGGCCCUUCCAGUGCGCCGAGUGCGGGAAGAGCUUCCGGCAGAAAGGCCACCUGACCUGCCACAGCCGCGUCCACGCCGGGUUAAAGCCCUACGUCUGUGCUCACUGCGGGGCGGCCUACAGCACCCGCACCAACCUGCUGCGGCACCAGAGCGGCCACACCGGGGAGCUGCCCUACAAGUGCACGGAGUGCGGCCGGCGCUUCGGGGAGAUCGCCGCCCUGGUGGCACAUCUGGUGGCGCAUUCCGGGGAGCGGGCCCACAAGUGCCCCGAGUGCGGGAAGAGCUUCCGGCGCGGCUCGUCACUGACGGAGCACCGGCGGGUGCACACUGGGGAGAAGCCCCACGUCUGCCCCCAGUGCGGGGAGAGCUUCAUGCGCCGCGCCACCUUCAACGACCACGUGCGCGGCCACUCCGGGGAGCGGCCCAAUGUCUGCGACGUCUGCGGGAAGAGCUUCACCAAGCGGCACUCGCUGCUGCAGCACCAGCGGUCCCACACCGGAGAGAAGCCUCACCAGUGCCCCGACUGUCCCAAGAGCUUCAUCGCCAGCUCCGCUCUGGUGCAGCACCGCCGGAUCCACACCGGCGAGACGCCCUACCGCUGCGAGGAGUGCGGGCGCAGCUUCAGCCAGCGCUCGGUGCUGACCACCCACCGGCGGCUGCACACCGGCGAGCGGCCCUACAAGUGCGGCCAGUGCGGGAAGGGCUUCAGCCAGAGCUCGGCGCUGACCCAACACCGCCGCACCCACACGGGGGAGUCGCCCUAUGGCUGCGCCCAGUGCGGGCGGAACUUCAGCGGCAUGUCGGCCCUCAAGCGGCACCACCGGACCCACACCGGCGAACGGCCCUUCCGCUGCAGCCAGUGUGGGAAGGGCUUCAAGCAGAGCUCCACACUGGUCCAGCACACCAGGAUCCACACGCAGGAGAGGCCCUUCUCCUGCACCCAUUGUGGCAAGAGCUUCAGCCAGCGGUCGGCUCUCGCCAAGCACCAGCGGACUCAUGCCAAGGAGAGUGGCAGCUCUCACGAGGCCGUGGGGACGCGGUUCUACAAAGACCCCUUUGUUCAGCAGGGGGAGGGCGGCACUGAGCCCGAGGAGGUGGUGGUGGUGCUCCCGCCGGGGACGUGGGAUUGUGAGAUGCCCCCCCGCGUGAAGGAGGAGCCGGGGACACCCCUGCAGGUGAAGGAGGAACCGGAGCCGCCUCAGCAUAUUCAAGAUGGGCCCUAUCGGGUUAAACAGGAGCAGCUGGAGCUGCCACAGGAAAUUAAAGAGGAGCCCGCGCCCCCCCUGCAGAUUAAAGAGGAGCCUGAGUGAAGGGAAGAUUUUUGGGAGGGGCUAGAUCGAGGGUUUGGGCAUUGGAUGGUGGAAUAGGAAUUUAACAUGGAGGGUUUUUUUCCAGGGACACUGAGCCACCUGCCUACCCAGACAGCCGGGGACAAGAUGGAGGGGUCAGAGCCCGGGAUGUCGGAAUAAAAAAUGAAACACAAACUUUAUGAAGGGAAAAUGUAAAGGGCAGUUACAUUCCGCUUCUCAGGGGUCCCGGGCAUCCCCUCCUCACUGGAGUUGGCCAACAAAGUGACCCAGGUUGGGGUAGUUUUCCCCCUUCCCCACUUGGCAGGGAUCAUUAACCCCUCCUAGGCCCAGCUUGGCUUCUAAUGGUAGAGCUGUAGCAUUUUUAGCCUUGGUAACGGAGACCCCUGGCUCUGUGCUGCCCAUGAGAUGAGAGUGAGAAUGCUUUUCAUCAGGGGUUUUCUCUGUUGGUUUUCUCUUCCUUAUUUCUCCCCGGUCAAUAAACAGGAUCUUGGUGAAGAUGAA